AUGGAUAUGUUCAGUUUGAACAACUCCUUAAGUGACAGACCUGAGGCACCCAACCAAUACACGACUCAACUGUCAAUGUCUUUGCUGCUGCACGAAGACAAGCUGCAUUCAUCAAAUGCACCUGUCAUGCCGACAGGGUCUGCUACGAUAUUCCCGCAUCAGCAAUCCCUGUCAACAUUUACCGACGCUUCAACGUUGACCCAUUCCCGUGAUGAAACGCUACAUGCGAUCCUUUCUGAUAUGCUCAAGCUCGAUGCAUUCAAUCUAAACACUUUUUUAUUAUCGCUACUUCGCCGAGUUGACAAAUCAUUACCUUUGGACGAAUUUUAUAACGUGCUUUACAACCCAAAAUCUGACAAUGACGCCAUUCAAUCUGCGAUAGAUAAAAUUGAUAAAACUUCAACUAAUGACGAUCUGGAGAGUGGCAUGGAGAUCAUUCAACGUGUGCUUGAAGUCUUUCGAUUUCCGGAGACUUUGUACAACCAAUAUCCGUCCUUGGACGGGUCAGACCUAAAAGCAUCUAAUGUGAAUCUCCACGAGCUUCUUCGAUCCCUAUUGGCUAUCAAGAUUUUGCGUCAUUCCUUAAUCGAAACGGAGGAUGGAGACAGACAUUCUGAGCGUUCACCCAUCCCGAGACUUGAUAUCUACAAGGUGUACUACAUACUCUGCCAGAAGCUCAUACUUAAGUACCCGUCAUCAUCAAAUACAACAAGCCUACAACAAAAACUCAUAUUUGGGCAAUCAAAAUUGGGAAAGCUUAUCAAGCUAGUGUACCCUAAUCUUGUCUCAAAAAGAUUGGGCCGUCGCGGCGAAUCACGAUACAACUAUUUGGGUAUUCGUUGGAAUGACAACGUUGUGAGCGAUGAGAUAAAAGCUUUGUUCAGAAAUGACUUACCUGAGCUUACAGACAUAUUCAAAGUUCUGAAGAAGACGGCAGGAGCUUCCCACAGCAAGUCCACGCUUCGCCGUCAACAGUCAUCUUAUCGACCCUCCCAGAACAAAAGAAACAGAAGCAUUAGUCAAACAGAAAUGAUAAACAGAAUCAAAGCUCAAGGAACAUUUGUGGAGCCAACUCAUUUCUUCCCCGAAGGGCCCUUUACUCUGAAAGCUUUUCUUGAUGAACAUUUAAAUGAUAAUAUCGAAAGAAAUUGGUUUGCUGCAGCCCUUAAACAUUCUUCGGAUGCAUUGGAAGAAUCUGGAGUCUCACCCGAUGAAAUGAACAGGCUCCUUUUUGGUGAAGAUGAGCCUUCAACGGAGGAGGAUGACAUCUUACUUCGAGGAGUAAUAGACGUUGUCUUACCCAAGCUAUCAGCAUCUCCAAAUCAGCCCAAGAUAUUUCUUCAUCUAUUCAUGGUGAUAUCGCUCAAAGUGUUCCCUCACCUCCUACUGUUGCGAAAGCCACUUCACACUGACAAUAUCAAAAGGCUUACCAGCAAAGUAUCACAUCUCAUCAAGCGAAUCGAAGGAGAGAUGAGCCCACUGGUGAGUCAAAAGAUGCAACAACAUGAUAUAAGAAACUUUUUGGGGAUCCUUUCCAGAAUGAUUCACUUAAACCAAUUGUUAGCCGCUUUUUUCAAAGCUGAUCUUCAAGACUACAUCUUGAAGGAAAUGCAAGAGGAUGUCACACGUGUGGCUACCGAGGGCCUGAAGGAUGGCUUGAAUGAGACUUACAGGUUGAUCUCGGAAGCUUGCAUCAGCGUGCUUCUUGCUAGUCGAUACAGACCACAGUUUCGAGGCGUUCCAGUGAAGAGCAAUGUGAGACAGAACCGUCUUGACAGAAAGAUCAAUGAGAUGCUACAUGAAGCAGCUGAACAAACAGACCCAAGCAAAAUCACAGAUAUUGAUGAAGCAAAAAGCUUUGUCAAUCGUUUUCUCUUAAGGCAGAAAGAAAAGUCGGAGCAGAUAUCGUCGUUGAUCGACAAGCAUAAAAGAUUCCAACAGGAUGCAGCUCAACAGAAACAAGUGAUACUCGGAGACCACGAGAAACUAUUACCCAAAAAAAUCUCAGGGUUGAGCAAGCUAAGUCUGCUCAAUUCCCUGGAGAAGAGCAGGCUUGACGAGGAGCUCAAGAAGAGGCUUCAAAGCCAUUAUGAAAUGAUCGCUGACCGUCAACGCCAAUUGAGUCAAGAAUCUGAUGCUAUGCUUCACGAGCUUGGUGUGCCGUUCUUUGUUGAGAGUAGUCAGUUUGAUCAUCUCAACGACAACGAGGUAACUAUGCUCAAGGCGAAAAUCUUGAAGCAUCUAAUGAAAACACUUCUGUGA
Candidozyma pseudohaemuli is the source of this 2262-nucleotide messenger RNA. It is a transcript of the gene RFX2, whose product is annotated as Rfx2p. The transcript has 2 exons. Bases 1 to 2262 code for a protein of 753 amino acids. The record is from RefSeq and is a predicted model, not a curated record. Gene Ontology annotation, molecular function: DNA binding. Gene Ontology annotation, biological process: regulation of DNA-templated transcription. NCBI's taxonomy places the organism in Eukaryota, Fungi, Ascomycota, Pichiomycetes, Serinales, Metschnikowiaceae.